This is a messenger RNA of Puntigrus tetrazona (Sumatra barb), 791 nucleotides long. RefSeq lists its product as uncharacterized. Gene Ontology annotation, molecular function: DNA binding. The transcript has 7 exons. Gene Ontology annotation, cellular component: kinetochore. The coding region runs from base 57 to 791 and encodes 244 amino acids. Lineage: Eukaryota; Metazoa; Chordata; Actinopteri; Cypriniformes; Cyprinidae. Gene Ontology annotation, biological process: mitotic cell cycle; kinetochore assembly; chromosome segregation. The record is from RefSeq and is a predicted model, not a curated record.
AAGUUCUGUAGCUUUCGAAAAUAGUUCAGUUUUGAGAUAAACCGCGAUUAGAAACGAUGGAUUCAACAGAAGACGAUAUUUCCGCUCGGGUUUUGCUGAGGAGGGUCCUGCACACAGAGUUACCCAGAUCUCCUGUGACCAGAAGUGCAUCAAAUGUACGGCGUAGCGUCAGGCUAAAAAACACCCCUGGGCUGGAGAGUCCUGGAUCUGCCUUAAGACACAGACUCAAGAAGAAGCUCCAUGAGAGUGCCUCCUCGUCACCCCUGCCUUCACCCAAACGGACGAGGACGUCGGUGGCAAACGCAAACCCUCCUGCCCCUGCCCCAGCCCCAGCCUCAGCCUCAGCCUCGUCCUCUGUGUAUGAUGAGGACAUGACCACUCGUGGGCUGCUCAGGGGGAUCAUUCAGAUGGAGACCGAAGCAUCCCUGCUGAUGUCGGGUCAGCCUGCACUUCAAGAACUGGAGCUGAAUCCAGCCGAGUCCAGUGCUGGAGAGGCAACUGAAGGUCUGUCUGGCGUGGAGCUGUCUGACCUGACUCUAAACACUGAACCCCUGACUCAUGUGGUCAGAGGCCUGACCCGCAAGAAAUGGGCUCAACCUGACCUUGAAGACCCCAUUUGUGAGAAGCGCACUCAGAGGGCGGGGCUUCAGAGGAAGGUCUCUAAUCGGAGGCUGCAGUCUGUGGAUGCUUUUGAUGAGGCCGUUCAGAGAUGCCUGGAGCAGGGUCCUAACCAAGGAUGGAAAAACUCUAGAAGAUUCUUCCUGGCAGAAGUUCACUCUCGGCCUCAGUGA